This is a messenger RNA of Lichtheimia ornata, 1014 nucleotides long. RefSeq lists its product as uncharacterized. Lineage: Eukaryota; Fungi; Mucoromycota; Mucoromycetes; Mucorales; Lichtheimiaceae. The record is from RefSeq and is a predicted model, not a curated record. The transcript has 7 exons. Bases 1 to 1014 code for a protein of 337 amino acids.
AUGGAACAAGAUCAAUACCAACAAAUCGCAAAUGAAAUGCUAGCAUUCCAACAUGCCAAGUUACAUCUUUUUGAUCUGGCAGACGAGUAUCAGAGGAAGACAACACUAUCGUCAGGCAACGACAGCAACGUGACAGCCUAUCAUCCAGACGCUGUAGCUCGAGAGUUAAAGGAUUACAAGAACUAUACGCCCCAGUUGGAAGAACGUUUCAAAGAAAUCGAGAACCAGGAUCGAUUCAUACGAAUGAUGACACAAGAUCCACCAGUCGAAGUAACAGAAGAGAUGCUUCGAUCAUCAGAGGACAAUGAGCAGAAAUUGUUGGACAAAGUACAAAAGAACAUGCAACUACUGGCACAAAAGCAAAUGGUCUUCCAGCAAAAGUGUGAACGGAUACAACAAUUGCAUACACGUCUUCAGCAUGAAACGGAGCGUAUAACACAGCUAGUGGAUGACAAUCGAGCUACUCAACGAGAAUUAUCAAGGAUCGAGAAAGGACUCAAACUCCACAUGACAUACGAGGAGCAGAUUGCUGAAAGGGAUCGACUCGUCGAAGAGCUUGUGCAAGAUAAUAUGAUCAUUGAUGAGAAGCGUGAAAAUGUCAGUCGCAUCAAAAAGAUUGUCCGAGAGCGUGCAAAGGAGGUACAGGAUCGUGAGUCGAGGUUACAGUCCUUGCAGCAAACAGCAUCACGAGAAGAGGAGCAGCAUAUCGGACCUGACCCUGCUGUAGAGGAGGCCACUGAAUGGUACAAGAAAGUCACCAAGGAUACCAAUGCGUUAUUCGGCAUCCAAGACAUCAAUGAAACGCCCACAACAAUCAAAGUAUCUUUUGACAAUGAAGCACAAGAUGAAUUACGUAUACAAUUUGAUCCCGUGUCCGAGGAGCUGAUAGAUGUGGAGUCCUCUGGAUGCGAUGUACAAGAUAUCCUUCCCUUAGUUAGCAGCCUUCAUGAUCGAUACGAGAUAUCCACAGUCCUUAUACGAUACACGUUAGAGAAGCUGUAUUCAAGAGAAUAA